Molecule: messenger RNA, 1881 nt
Organism: Naegleria lovaniensis
Lineage: Eukaryota; Heterolobosea; Eutetramitea; Acrasida; Naegleriidae
Exons: 3
Coding region: 1-1881 (626 amino acids)
Molecular function (GO): transaminase activity
Source: RefSeq, a predicted model, not a curated record
AUGAAAUCAUCACGCAUUCGUUUUGCCACAGGUUCUCUUCCUUCUGUCCUCUCCUCGACACAAGGAUUGGCUCCGAUCAUUGAACAAAGUUUAGCAAAGAUCAAAAUUGAUGAAUUAUUUCAUUAUGGAUCUCCGAAGGGAGAAGAGUCCUUGUGUCAAGCAAUUGCAAAUUUGUACAAUAGAACAGUGAGAAGAGAGAAUGUUGCAACAGAGAAGUCUACUCAACACAAAGAUGAUACCAUGAUCCAUUCAGAACAUGUCCAUAUUACUUCUUCUGCUCAACAAGCUCUCAAUAUUGUAUUUUCGGCAUUGUUUAACCAUUCAAUGUCCAGUGCUCACGAACAGUCAGCUGAAACCAUUCUUUUUCUUCAGCAGCCAUGCUUUUUUGGGACUGUUCGAUUGGUGAAAAAGUUUUGUCUUUCUGGAAAUCGAGUGAGCAACAAUGAAAAACAAAAAGUCAAUUCUGUGACGGUCGAUAGCUUUGAAACUGUGGAAGAACUUAUUCGAAAAUUAACUAGAAUUCCAAUUGUCAAUGUGACAACCAGUAGUCAGCAGUCAUCCACGACAAACUCUGGCUUGUCACAAAAGCGCCCAAGAAUUGUUAUUUAUUUAUGUUCCAAUUAUCAAGCCUAUAACGGUUCACGUAUUUCUGAUGCUGAAAAACAAUUACUCUCGCUCCUUGUCAAGUCAAGAAGUGACGAUUUUGAAUUUAUUGUCAUUGAAGAUAACCCCUAUGACUUCUUAUACCUGAACGGAAACGAAAGGCCACUAACCUUGUUUGAAAUGAUGCCAAAUCACACCAUAUUGAUUGGAGGGUUUUCAAAAAUUCUUGCUCCAGGAAUUCGCACUGGUUAUAUCAUUAUGAACGAUCCAUCACAUCAACAUGACAAGUCGAACGAUCGACAUUCUUUGAAAGGUCUCAUUCACAGAGAGAAGCUGGAUCAGGAUUUAUUUACUUCAACCUUAUGUCAACAAGUAUGUGCAGCAGCAAUUUCAGAAGAGAGCAACACCUAUCUACAUUCAUGGCGUAGAGUUGUGAAAGAGAGAAGAGACAUUACACUGAAAUAUUUGAACGAAAUUUUUAAUGAUGUAAAAGAUCAAGUCGAAUGGACUCAAGCAGAUUGUGGAAUUUUCAUUUAUGUGAGAUUCAAGAAUGCCUCAAAGAGCAUACGGUCUGAAAACCAAACACUACCAGAGAAUGAAAAAAGCAAAACAGAAGCUUCAGACGACAUUUCUCAAUUGCUAAAAAUUGCCUCCUCCAAAUACCAACUGGAUUUAGAACCAAGUUGUUAUACUUACCUAGAUGGAAAAUCUCGUUUGGAAACUCGUCUAAAUUUUGUUCUACCAGAAACCAUUGAUGUAUUGAGGGAGGGUAUUUCACGAUUGAGACAAGCCUACAAUGACUGGAUGAACAAAUCGAGUAGCGCUCCAUCGAAACACGCAUUGAACAACAAGUCAUUGAAAAUUAUUAUUACAUCUGGAGGAACAGCAGUGCCUAUUGACACUGUUCGGUACAUUAGUAAUUGCUCCAUGGGCACUACAGGUGCACAAAUUGCGAACGAAUGCCUCAACAGAGGUCAUGUGGUUCAUUUUCUACACAGCAAAGCAUCGCGUCUGCCAAAUGAAUUCGAUUCAAUGUACAAAUCCAAUCUUCACAAAUAUUCCUAUUUCACCUUUGACGAAUAUCAUGAACAAUUGAAAAAUCUUGUCACUACAACACAGCCUGAUGUUGUCAUUUUAUCUGCAGCUGUGAGUGACUAUGGAGUAGAGAACAAACACAAUGACAAAAUGAGCUCCGAUCUCGACACUCAAACACUCACAUUGAUCAAGUUACCAAAAAUAAUUUCACUUGUUAAAAAGUGGAACCAAAAGUCUUUUUAG